This is a messenger RNA of Capra hircus (goat), 1062 nucleotides long. Its product is annotated as putative MAGE domain-containing protein MAGEA13P. NCBI's taxonomy places the organism in Eukaryota, Metazoa, Chordata, Mammalia, Artiodactyla, Bovidae. Gene Ontology annotation, cellular component: nucleus. Bases 1 to 1062 code for a protein of 353 amino acids. The record is from RefSeq and is a predicted model, not a curated record. The transcript has a single exon. Gene Ontology annotation, biological process: negative regulation of transcription by RNA polymerase II.
AUGUCUCUGGGUCAGAAGAGUGAGUGCUGCAAGCUUGAGGAAGACCUUCAGACUCCAAAAGAGGCACAGGGCCUAGAAUGUGUGCAGGCCUCCAUGGCUCAGAAGGAAGAGGCCACCUCCUGCCCCAAAUCCACCAUCUCCUCUUCCCUCACCCUGUUGAUCCCUGGAACCACAGAGGAGGUGACUGUCACUGGGGCACUGAGUGUUGUCCAAAAUUCUCACGGAGCCUGCUUCUCACCCACUGACACCUCAGCCACUCCACUGAGUCAAUCUGAUGAGAAUUCCAGUAGCCAAGAGGAGGAGGAGCCCAGCAACUGCAAGACUCCACCAGAUCCUGAGUCCUCGCUCAGUGGUGAGCUAAACAACAAGGUGGCUGAACUGGUGCAGUUUCUGUGUAUCAAAUAUGUAACAAAGGAACCCACCACAAAAGCAGAAAUGCUGAGGAGUGUCAUCAGAGAACACAAGGACAACUUCCCUGAGAUCUUCAGCAAAGUCUGUGAGUGCAUGGAGGUCGUCUUUGGCAUUGAAGUAAAAGAAGUGGACCCCAUGGGACACUCUUAUAAGCUUGUCAAAACACUCAACCUCACCUACGAUGGGAUGCUGAUUAAUGAUGGGGGAAUGCCCAAGACCGGCUUCCUGAUACUUAUCCUGGGUAUGAUCUUCAUGGAGGGCAACUGUGCCCCUGAGGAGAAUAUUUGGAAAGCAUUGAAUAUGAUGGGGGUAUAUGCUGGGCAGGUUGAUUUUAUCUAUGGGGAGCCCAGGAAACUCAUCACCAAAGAUUUGGUGGAGGAACAAUAUCUACAGUAUCGGCAGGUGCCUCACAGUGAUCCUCCACGCUAUGAAUUCCUAUGGGGUCCAAGGGCCUAUGCUGAAACCAGCAAGAUGAAAGUCCUGGAGUUUUUUGCCAAGAUCAGUGGGACUGACCCCACUUCCUUAUUUUGGUAUGAGGAAGCUUUGAGAGAUGAGAGAGCCCAGGCCAGAACUGUCCCCUGGGAUGAUACUACUGCCAUGGCCAGUGAAAAUUCCAGUGCCAUGUCCAGCAACCUCUUCUGCCCUGAGUGA